AGUCGGCUGCCGAACGUAAUAAAGAUGGCGUCUCUUGCUGCUCCCGUCCGCGUCUCUCCCCUGAUUAAGUUUGGACGAUGGGCUGCCUUGCUGACCGGCGUCCUUUAUGGUAGCAGCCACUUCAAGACCCUUAAAGCCAAGGAAACCAUUUUGCGGGAAGAGGAGGCCAAGCAGGCGGUCAUCAGAAAUGCCCAGCUUGAAGAAGAAAAGAAGAAAUUGAACAGAGAGGAGAUGAUAUACCUGGCUGGUCAAGCAGGAGUGAAGGUUCCUGCAGAUUUCUAGAGUUAACAUGUAUAUUUCUGGACUGUGUUUACAUCAGCGAAAUUUCUACGGUCGAGUGGUUGAGACACCUAACCCAAUGGCAAAAAGUAAAUAUCUGUAUAAAGUGUAACUUUAAUAAAUAAGAACUUGUAA
This is a messenger RNA of Penaeus indicus, 414 nucleotides long. Its product is annotated as ATP synthase subunit e, mitochondrial-like. The coding region runs from base 25 to 282 and encodes 85 amino acids. The record is from RefSeq and is a predicted model, not a curated record. Gene Ontology annotation, molecular function: proton transmembrane transporter activity. The transcript has 3 exons. NCBI's taxonomy places the organism in Eukaryota, Metazoa, Arthropoda, Malacostraca, Decapoda, Penaeidae. Gene Ontology annotation, biological process: proton motive force-driven ATP synthesis.